UCAUCCUUGCAAACAGACAACAACACAACUGAUUUAAUUCAAUCCCUCAAACUUGGAAACCCUUUCUUCUCAUUGCACUCUUUCUAAAACCCCAAAAACCUAAAUAAAAAAAGUUCCACUUUCUCCAUCAAAUCGAUAACAAAGAAAAAUUCAAAUCUUCUCAAUGACCUCAAAGCUAGUCACUUCCAUCCUCCGCCACCAUCUCCCCAAAAAAACAAACCUUCUCCGCCUCCAACCACUUUCCACCGCCACUGCAACAGCGUUCUCCGAGCCUCAAGUCCAUGAAGAAACCUCCGGAAUCACGAUGAAGGGUGUGAAAAUCUCUGGUAGACCUCUUUACCUAGAUGUUCAAGCAACGUCACCGGUUGACCCGCGUGUUCUCGAUGCUAUGCUCCCUUUCAAUAUCUCUCGUUACGGAAACCCUCACUCUCGCACCCAUUUCUAUGGUUGGGAAUCUGAUAACGCCGUUGAACACGCGCGUUCUCAGGUUGCGUCUUUGAUAAGCGCUUCCCCUAAAGAAAUUGUCUUUACCUCGGGUGCUACUGAGUCCAAUAAUAUUUCGAUUAAGGGUGUUAUGCAUUUUUAUAAGGAGAAGAAACGGCAUGUGAUAACUACGCAGACGGAGCAUAAGUGUGUGCUUGAUUCGUGUCGGCAUCUUCAGCAGGAGGGUUUUGAAGUUACUUAUCUUCCGGUUGAGUCGGACGGUUUGGUUGAUUUGGAGAAGCUUAAGGCGGCGAUUAGGCCGGAUACUGGACUUGUUUCUGUGAUGGCGGUGAAUAAUGAGAUUGGUGUUGUUCAACCUAUGGAGGAAAUUGGAAAGAUUUGUAAGGAGUUUAAUGUUCCGUUUCAUACUGAUGCAGCUCAGGCUUUAGGGAAGAUUCCCGUGGAUGUUGAUAAGUGGAAUGUGAGUUUGAUGUCGUUGAGUGGGCAUAAGGUUUAUGGACCGAAAGGGGUUGGAGCGUUGUAUCUUAGGAGGAGACCUAGGAUUCGCGUUGAGCCUCAGAUGAAUGGUGGGGGACAAGAGAGAGGGAUUCGAAGUGGGACUUUGCCUACACCUUUGGUUGUUGGGAUGGGUGCUGCUUGUGAGGUGGCUAUGAAGGAGAUGGAAUAUGAUGAGAAGAGGAUUUCUGCACUGCAGCAGAGGUUGCUGAAUGGGAUUAGAGGUAAACUUGAUGGGGUGGUGGUGAAUGGGAGCAUGGAAAGCCGAUAUGUUGGGAAUCUUAAUUUGUCGUUUGCUUAUGUUGAAGGGGAGAGUUUGCUUAUGGGGUUGAAGGAGGUUGCUGUUUCAAGUGGAAGUGCUUGUACUAGUGCUAGUUUAGAGCCUUCUUAUGUUUUGAGGGCAUUGGGAGUUGAAGAGGAUAUGGCUCAUACUUCUAUUAGAUUCGGUAUUGGGAGGUUCACUACUGAGGAUGAAAUUGACAGGGCGGUUCAGCUCACAGUUACACAAGUCGAGAAGUUGAGGGAAAUGAGUCCGCUUUAUGAAAUGGUGAAGGAAGGAAUCAAUAUCAAGGAUAUUCAAUGGUCACAGCACUGAUUAUUGUAACAGAGUUGCAAGCUCGGAAGCUAAUUGGGAAUGCCUUGGCUUAUUGACGUUAUGGGACAGUAUGGUAUUUUAGAGCAUGUUAUUCUUUCAUGUAUGAAACUUCCAAUUUAUGAUAUACCUUAAAGUACAAAAAUAGCAUUGAGCUUCUUUUGUUUGUUAAGGAGGAUUCAAAAAAUAGUUCAAGCGGGAGCUUUAGUAAUGGUGAGCCUGAGGCUAAAAUUUAUUGUUCUCUGCAGGUGUCCACUGUAUUUUAAAUUAAUGAAACACCUUAAAGCAACUUGUGAACUCAUGUCAGCCAUUUUCUAUUAUGAAUGAAAUCAAAUAAGAACAGAAUCUGUAUUAACACAAAGCAAAAGGGGAAAGAUAAAUCAAAGAAGUCUGGCAUUACCAUUCA
Messenger RNA from Lathyrus oleraceus (garden pea), 1937 nucleotides. RefSeq names its product cysteine desulfurase, mitochondrial. Gene Ontology annotation, biological process: [2Fe-2S] cluster assembly. The record is from RefSeq and is a predicted model, not a curated record. NCBI's taxonomy places the organism in Eukaryota, Viridiplantae, Streptophyta, Magnoliopsida, Fabales, Fabaceae. The coding region runs from base 164 to 1534 and encodes 456 amino acids. Gene Ontology annotation, molecular function: cysteine desulfurase activity; pyridoxal phosphate binding. The transcript is spliced from 2 exons. Gene Ontology annotation, cellular component: cytosol; mitochondrion.